CACAACGCCAGUGAUGAGUUGACGACGAGAUUAUAGAUUUCAUGAUUUAAUGGGUUGAUUUUUGUUCUACCUUUUUCUCCCCUCCCCACCCCCCUCCCGUGUCUCUACAAGCGCUGCAUAUAUAUUCUGCAUAUAUCUCUCUUUCGCUUUCCCUGCGUCACGCGGGUCACUAUGAAACCAGACGAUUUCGAUACUCGGUCUGUCAUCUCCAUGCAGGAAUUGGAGCCUUCACCGGUGACAGAUGAAGGCCCUGAUCUAGAGAAUGGCAAUUUAUUCUCCGAAUCUGAAAAAGCUAUAAUGUCACCGCAAGGAAAUGGAAGUGGAUUUUUCGGCCAGAAGCUCGGGCUGCGGGGACACAGCUGGGAUUCAUGGUUAUCUGCAAUUCAGAAAUACUCGACAUAUCCGCCAACGCUGUUUACCGUAUUGCAUUUCGCCAACACUUCCCUAAUUCCGCUAGCGACCCGCUCUGUUGCAGACAGUGAGAGUUAUCUACUUCUCACGAGAGAGUUCUACCAAUCGCCGCCGUUAGAACAUCUUGUCAUCACCGUUCCAAUCCUCACCCACAUUGCUUCGGGACUCGUGCUCCGGAACAUUCGUGCGUCUCGUCGGGCCCGGUUAUAUGGCGCGGAAACGCGGUCUCAGAGAUAUUCGUUGAAAUUUUGGCCUCGCAUGACGCUACAAGCUCGCUUGGGUUAUCUUCUGGUUCCUCUCCUUGGUACUCAUGUUUUGGUCAACCGUAUAACACCGAUUAUGGUUGAAGGAGGAAGCUCAGGUGUUGGUUUGGGAUACGUCGCACAUGGUUUCGCUCGCAGUCCUGUCUUCUGGAACAUAUAUUAUGGACUUUUUGUUGCUGCGGGUGUGUGGCACAUUGUUGGAGGCUGGGCUUCAUGGAUGGGAUGGAGAGCCACCACUGUCCGGAGAGAACACCGCAGCAAGGGCUCAUUAGAAGGGCAUUUGGGAGAGGCCGAAGUAAACGCGCAGCGGGACAGGAGACAGAGAAGGACAAGGUGGAUGGUCUAUGGCAUGGCUGCUAUCGGGACCGCCGUCUGGCUUGCUGCAAAACCGGCUCAGAGUGCCGACCAAUUGGUGCAGCAUGACAGCGGGCAAUACAAGGCAGUGAAGGAAGGGUUGGCAUCUAUUUUGACCCCGCCAACUCAGAGCAAGACUCAGACAAAAGAUGCCAGGCCAGACAGACCAGACCAUGAGGUUCAGUCGGUAUUUUACAACCCGAUCCAGCAGUUCAACCGGGACCUAAGUGUUCUCGCAAUCAGAGCCUUUGGUGAACAUGUGCUAGCGUCGAAGAAGAAAAAAGCGGAGAAGCGAAAGCAGAGAGUGACGGGGAACAAGAAAGGCACAAAGCGAAAGAGGGAGGAGGAGAUCGGCCUGGAAGAGAAGCAGGAAACAGAAGAUGUGCAGGAAAGCAAAGUCGCCGAAAACAAUGAACCAGUCGCAGAAUCGCAUCCAGAACAGAACACCCCGCCGUCAUUUACUAUCCUCGAUGCUCUGUCUGCCACCGGGUUGCGUGCUUUACGAUAUGCCUCGGAAAUCCCGUUUUCCACAUGUGUUGUGGCCAACGAUCUCUCACCCUCGGCGAUUCAGUCGAUGAAGACGAACGUCGAAUAUAACGGGCUUGGGAAGAAGAUUCAACCCAACAUAGGCGACGCACGUGCUUAUAUGUACAGCUGCAUUAGCCCCGGAAGUAGCAACAGCCAGGGAACCCACACGGGAAAGUUUGACGUGAUUGAUCUGGACCCCUACGGAACUGCAGCGCCGUUCCUGGAUGCGGCAGUACAGGGUAUCAAGGAUGGGGGUCUUCUCUGCGUGACCUGCACCGAUGCUGGUGUCUGGGCCUCGAAUGGUUAUCCCGAGAAAUCAUUUGCUUUGUAUGGAGGCGUUCCAAUCAAGGGAGGCCAUUCGCACGAAGGCGGACUGCGUCUUAUUCUACAUGCACUCGCGACAUCUGCUGCGAAAUACGGACUCGCCAUUGAACCACUCCUUUCUCUGUCGAUUGACUUCUACGCGCGCGUUUUUGUUCGCGUACACCGGUCUCCACACGAAGUUAAAUUCACAUCAGGCAACAUAAUGCUGGUUUACAACUGCGACUCAGGUUGUGGAGCAUGGUCCACACAACUACUGUCAGCGACAAAACAAAGAUUGGACAAGAAAGGGAACCCAUUCUACCAUUAUGGCUUUGCUCAAGGGCCCACCGCAGGUCCGCACUGCUCACACUGCGGGAUCAAGACGCAUUUGGCAGGGCCAAUGUGGGCUGGUCCACUUCAUAACCCCCAUUAUAUUCAGAAAAUCCUCGACAUGCUUCCUGGAGCAGACAAGGAGAUAUACCAGACCAUUGACAGAAUUGAGGGCAUGCUGACCACAGCUCUUGAGGAAGAUCUGGACCUUGCCUCUUCUUCUACUACCACCUCGGAGCAGCUCGAUGCCGAUGUCACUAAAAAAGAGAAUGAUAAUAAGCCCGCUGAGCCGUCAGCUAUCAUCCCGCGCCUCGACCCCGCAGCCCAGGAACCGUAUCCCUUCUACAUGAACAUCAGCUACUUGUCAAAGGUGUUGCGCACAUCGACAAUGCCCGUCGACUCGUUUCGUGGGGCUCUUCGUCAUCUCGGCUACCGCACAACCCGUAGUCAUGCAAAGCCGAAUACCAUCCGCACAGACGCUCCUUGGGAAGUAAUAUGGGAAGUCAUGAGAGAAUGGGUUCGGCAAAAAUCCCCCAUUAAAGAGAGCUCUCUCAGUCCCGGCUCCCCGGGGGCAGCCAUCAUGGCAAGAAGCCGGGAAAACCUUCGCAGGUUUGAUGAACAGGACCAGCUGCUAGCUUCACUUAAGAGUGAGAUAUUGUCUGCCGUGGAAAGUGGCAAGGAUGCGAGUGAUCUGGUGACCAAGGUUGAAGCGGCCUUGUACCGGUCUGGGUCCAGACAGGCAUCAAGUAAAGCCGUCGAGGGCGAGGCCGAAGCAGGAGCUGCUCAAAAGCCAGCAACGACUUCUUCCACUGCCACACCGCAUCCUAGCACCUUGGAGGUCAUAUUCGAUGAGGCUUUGGGCAGGGAGGCGUCUGCAGCCAACACGAAGAAACGACUCGUUCGCUAUCAGGUGAACCCUCGAGCAAAUUGGGGUCCUCUUAGCCGAGCCAGUGCAAGCUGA
This is a messenger RNA of Aspergillus ruber CBS 135680, 3150 nucleotides long. RefSeq names its product N2,N2-dimethylguanosine tRNA methyltransferase. Gene Ontology annotation, molecular function: RNA binding. Gene Ontology annotation, cellular component: membrane; nucleus. The coding region runs from base 172 to 3150 and encodes 992 amino acids. NCBI's taxonomy places the organism in Eukaryota, Fungi, Ascomycota, Eurotiomycetes, Eurotiales, Aspergillaceae. Gene Ontology annotation, biological process: tRNA N2-guanine methylation. The record is from RefSeq and is a predicted model, not a curated record. The transcript is spliced from 3 exons.